AUUGCCUUUGAUUUAUGGUAACUGAUCAUUUUUUUCAGCAGUUAUCCCCUAGGGAUGAUGUCUCUCUAACCCAACCAUGGUUUGUGAGAUGAGGACCAUGUCAUCAGCAUAUAACAAUAGUGACAGGGAAAAUCAUAUUUCAGGGAAAAAACUAUUUGCAAUAUCAUAUAUGAAAAAGAUAAAUGAAAAAUGAGCAAGGGUAGACCCUUCCUUCACUCUACACAUGGCGGGACCAGGCAAUCUUUGUUCUCACCAGCUGUUGUCAUGGGAAAGAGACAAAUAAAUGAUGAAGUCAACAGACAGGAGACUUUGGAAGUGGAGUUGAACCAGCCGUCAGAAUCAGCCAUGGGAACUGUGAGCCAACCAUGGACACUGCCUCAUGCUGGAAAAUCCGUGCAGACAUUCAGCAGGAAUGUUUAUGGGUCUCUUUCCCAUAACAAGCCCCUCCAAGGUAGCAGUAUUAUCAAGGCUGAGCGGAUGAAGGACCAACUCCUACCUCGAGAUGAGUGGAAUCCUUUGGAAGUGAAAACAUUAAACACACUCCAGCUACUCUUGGAUAAAACGAAAAAUGUGAAAAAAUCAGUAGAGAAUCAGACAGGUUUAAGGAAGCAGUCCAUUCAGCAUGUCAAAGGCCUCCCUUCUAUUGGUCAUGAGGAGGCAUCUGUGGCUGCCACUUACUUGAGUCAAAGGAACCAAAUCAGCAGAAACAGGCUCCACUUGGAAUCUGCCAACAGCAUCUCUACCUACUUCCAUCCACCUGGAUAUUCCCAUUGCCAAGGCAGACUCCUGGCAGAAGCAUCUGUGUUUAAAAACACAGGGUCAAAUGUUGGUCAACGUUAUGGUGCCUUGGAUCACCUCAACCGGCCUGGGAAGAAAUACCCUUACGACAAACUCAAUGGUUUCCUCCAAAAUAUCACUAAACCCUAUUGGCUCACAAACCGACAAACUCCAAGCUUACUGAAUGACUUCAACAUCUUUAAGAUUGAUGUUGACAAUCUAGAAGUAUGCUUGACUGGUUGCAAGAGGGAACGUGAGGAAGUAGAGGCUUAUUGUAGCAGUGAAUUUGUGGUGAAUGGGAUUGUUCAUGAUAUUGCCACAAUAUACAAAGGAACGUAUUUGGUGACCCUGCUGGUGAACAACAAAGGACUCUACAAGACAAAUCGGCUGUUCCUGAACCCUGAUGGCUAUUUCUUUCGAGUUCAGAUACUUGUUGUGGAUGCCUUGAACUGUAGCAAACUCUGUCCAGACUUCAAACUUGGUGGCAGGUACAUUGUGAUGGGUCGCCUUUAUCAUCGGAGAAGGCAGUUGCCUACAAUUCUGCAAGAGCGUGUAAGAGGGCGCCUGAGGCCAGGAGACGGGCUACUUUGCAGAGGCAACAGCUACAUGAAGAGGUUCAAUAGAAGGCGGGAUCAAAAAAUUCAAGGGGCAGCUCGCUCCCAGUGUAGAUGAGAAUGCAACACAGCCGCAACAUUCCCUGGGUUUAAAAGCAGUUUUAAGGUUACAGGUGGAUGAAAAGCCAUCUCUGGUUUUGCUACAGGCUCAUAAUACUUUCUGUGUGAAAAAUCUCUUGCUUUUGCUUUUAAAACAAGGAGCUGGAGCCUGCUGCAGCCUCUAAUUUCUUAACACAGUUAUCUAGGCAUGAAUUUCCAUCGGCUUCAACAACCUCCUAGCCACAAAAUAAAAGAGGUUCGUGGUACAGAAUGCCUGUUCUGGAAUACUUCACAGAUGAAUCAAGUAUGAAUUUUAAUACAGUAGGCAGUUUUACUACAGUACUUUCCAUUUCUUGGGUACUCCUUUAGUAGCAUUUGUACCUGUAACUACAUUGCUUUGUCAG
Candoia aspera is the source of this 1834-nucleotide messenger RNA. RefSeq names its product chromosome 2 C17orf58 homolog (gene C2H17orf58). The coding region runs from base 190 to 1449 and encodes 419 amino acids. Gene Ontology annotation, molecular function: protein binding. The record is from RefSeq and is a predicted model, not a curated record. NCBI's taxonomy places the organism in Eukaryota, Metazoa, Chordata, Lepidosauria, Squamata, Candoiidae. The transcript is spliced from 6 exons.